Molecule: messenger RNA, 4028 nt
Organism: Oncorhynchus keta (chum salmon)
Lineage: Eukaryota; Metazoa; Chordata; Actinopteri; Salmoniformes; Salmonidae
Product: large neutral amino acids transporter small subunit 2
Exons: 11
Coding region: 1419-3005 (528 amino acids)
Biological process (GO): neutral amino acid transport; amino acid transmembrane transport
Cellular component (GO): membrane
Molecular function (GO): L-amino acid transmembrane transporter activity; neutral L-amino acid transmembrane transporter activity
Source: RefSeq, a predicted model, not a curated record
ACACACACACACACACACACACCGCGUAUAAUCAAGGAUACAAAGAGCAGCACGUCAGCAAAUCCAAAGAUACCUGCUGGAAACACAAGAAAUGCAUUCAAAGUGUGCAUGGUGUGUUGUGUGUCUGCGUGUGCAUGGUGUGUAUAGACUGUGUGUGCAAUUACAAGGUCAUAGUGGAAUUUCAUCACUCUGAAGUCAGAAAAAUUCACUCCACAAGAGGUGCAAGUGAACAUGCGACACUUAGACUCAGGUUGCACCUUGACGAAGACUUAUGAGUGAUAGGGAGAGACAGUGUAGUACUACGUUUGCUGUGUGUUUUGGGGUGGGGAUAUGGUGGUGUACUGUACGGAGCAGAGGUGGGUCGAGGAACAGCUGAUUGCUUGGAUAUGGGGGGAGGAGGGUUUGGGUAUAUGGAACAGGCUGAACUGAAGGAAGAAAACAAGCUCAGGAAAUAAUGGUGGCGAGAAGAGGAGCGGGCUAGUGCGGUAAAGGGGCGGUCCUACUGUACUCAAAUGAAGGGAUAUGUAUGUAUAUGUACCCAAUAUCUUGCUCACUGCUGAGUCAAACCAAAGCAGCAAGGAUACAGCUCGUGUCUGAAGAACAGAAAGGACAUUUUUAUUGAGGGUCGAUUUUGGGAUAGGAAGACACAGUUUUGUUUGUGAGUUUUAAAAAAAGGAUGCUUUAGUCAGGUCUCUCGAGCUCUCGCCUGGAAACAAGGAAGCAGUGAACGUUAUUGUUUUGUGACAGGAGGUUUCUUUCGCAGUAUGUCACUGGAACACGCAAUUCUUGUUCACUAAAUGUACUAUUGAAUACGUGUAACUUGUUUGCUUAGACAUGUUUAAUAAGACGUCAAACAGUGAAAAUAUAUUAUAGCACAAUGAAAUCACAAAUGUGCUAGUCGCAUUACCGGUCAAACGAGAUAGAAAGCUAUCUCAUCUAAUGUUUUGUUGUGUGGUUGCCCGCAGCGCAAACUAGGCAUAUGUGUUUUUAUUUUACAAAAUUCGUUAGUGCACAAGCAGCUCACGAGUGCAACAUUAUAACAACAAAUACAUUGGUAUUCAGGACAACAGAAACAUGAUGAUGAUACAGAGCUAAAAAUAAAGUUUUACAUAAAGUGUAAGUGCACUGACUUUUUGUAUAUAUAAAUUAACCAUUUGUGUAGUGCGGUGCCCAUAACAUCUGAAAUCUCCAUUCGAUUUUUUUAAGGGUUGAAUUGCUAUAACAGUAUACAGCAACAAGUCAAAAUAACUUGUAUCCGAUCAUCUUCGACAACUUUGGGUGAGGUGUGUUGUGCUGUCUUACCAAAGCGCAAAUUGAGCCCCUACGUCCAAGCGCUCUUUAGCUGUCAACUGAGAGCGACCGCAGGCACAGCUGCAGCAGCAAGUGUCAACGAGGACUGAACAACUCUUAUAAAAAAAAUGACGAACGGACCAAGGCAACGAGGAUGUUCAGCGGCGUCUGGCGGGGAUGCUGGCCCCGAGUCCGGGAAAGAGUCCGGAGAAGGAGGGGUGGCUCUGAAGAAAGAGAUCGGUCUUGUGAGCGCGUGCGGAAUUAUUGUUGGUAAUAUCAUCGGCUCUGGGAUCUUUGUCAGCCCUAAGGGCGUGAUGGAGAAUGCUAGCUCAGUGGGUCUGGCGCUGAUCGUGUGGAUUGUCACCGGCAUAAUCACUGCCAUCGGAGCGCUGUGCUACGCCGAGCUGGGUGUCACCAUCCCCAAGUCAGGGGGAGACUAUUCAUACGUCAAGGACAUCUUCGGAGGACUGGCAGGGUUCCUGCGUCUGUGGAUCGCUGUGCUGGUGAUCUACCCCACCAACCAGGCAGUCAUCGCCCUCACCUUCUCCAACUACGUCCUACAGCCCCUCUUCCCAACCUGCUUCCCCCCGGAGAAUGGACUGCGCCUGCUGGCCGCCGUCUGCCUUCUUUUGUUGACGUGGGUGAACUGCUCCAGUGUGCGAUGGGCCACCAGAGUCCAGGACAUCUUCACAGCCGGCAAGCUGCUGGCACUGGCUCUCAUCAUUGUCAUGGGCAUCGUGCAGAUCUGCAAGGGGGAGUACUAUUGGCUGGAGCCAGCCCAUGCCUUUGAUCCCUUCCAGGAGUACGACGUGGGGCUGAUAGCCCUGGCCUUCCUACAAGGCUCCUUCGCCUACGGAGGAUGGAACUUCCUCAACUACGUCACUGAGGAGCUGGUUGACCCCUAUGUGAAUCUUCCACGUGCCAUCUUCAUCUCCAUCCCCUUGGUGACGUUCGUGUACGUGUUUGCCAACAUCGCUUACGUCACCGCCAUGAGUCCUCAGGAGCUGCUGGCCUCCAACGCUGUUGCUGUAACGUUUGGUGAGAAGCUGCUAGGCGUGAUGUCAUGGAUCAUGCCCAUCUCUGUUGCUCUGUCCACCUUCGGAGGGGUCAACGGGUCCCUCUUCACCUCGUCACGGUUGUUCUUUGCUGGAGCCAGAGAGGGCCACCUCCCCAGUCUCCUGGCCAUGAUCCACGUGAAGCGUUGUACCCCCAUCCCUGCUCUGCUCUUCACUUGUCUGUCCACCCUGUUGAUGCUGUGCACCAGUGACAUGUACACCCUCAUUAACUACGUGGGCUUCAUCAACUACCUCUUCUACGGGGUCACUGUUGCCGGGCAGAUCGUGCUGCGCAUCAAGGCACCCGACAUGCACCGACCAAUCAGGAUCAGUCUGGUAUGGCCGGUCAUCUAUCUAUUGUUCUGGGCCUUCCUGCUCAUCUUCUCCCUGUACUCUGAGCCCAUUGUGUGUGGCCUCGGCAUGGCUAUCAUGCUGACUGGAGUGCCGGUCUACUUCCUGGGUGUCUACUGGGACAACAAGCCUGAAUGCUUCAACAGCUUCGUUGCCAAGAUGACCUACCUGGGCCAGAAGUUCUGUGUGGUGGUGUAUCCAGGGGAAACGAAGGGAGCAGGGAACGGGGAGGAGGGCGAGGAGCUGAAGGAGGCCCAGGCUCCUCUCUCGCAAGACGAUGGGGAGACACGAAAGUCUGCAGACUGCUAAACACACACCUUUACUAGCCCCCCCCCACACACACCACCCCCACCCACCAACUCCUCAACACACACACACACACAAACUCAGAGAAACACACUCUCAUUGAGGUAGAGUCAGAGUUUCAGGUAUAUCACUAUGGCAGAGAGGGGUUAACACUCAUAGACUCGGGAAAUACUCUUAGUGACACACACUGUUUUUAUGUGUUCACCCAUCUGAUUGUAUCUUUGUUUCAAUCGCCAACGUUGUGCCAAAUAGAGGAGAGGAGGAGUAGACCUAUAUCCGGUCAUUACAUUUCAGUGGGCCACAUUUCAACGCUGCUUAUUGCAGAAGACAUAUCCAACCUGACAUCCUCACAGACACACACUCAUCUUUUCAUCCUCUAAUCCUUUCAUUUACCCCCUUUAACUACUCUUUUUUUUUUCAUCCUCUUCAUCUUCCUCCACACACUCCCUGAACACUCCACGAGUGAGAGAGCGCUGGCCAUUUUAAAGUACUCGUACUGUACUGUGGCAGAUUCAUCAUCAGCAUUGCUUUUGUGUUUUGUUUCUUUCUUGCCACCUUUGGAAUAGAAUGUGCCUUGUCUUACUGAAAACACACCAAAGCUGUAUUCCUUUAUCAAAACCAUCAAAUUCAGAUACAUUCUUUGAAUGUUCUGUUUCAAAUACACUAAAUACUGUCUUUGAUUCCAAAAUGUUUUUUUUUUAUAUCACGUGUCAUUGUUAUUAUAUUUGUGUUUUUAUGUUCUAUAUCAAUAACUUUUGGGUCUUCUUUUUCUUUUUUUGCAACAGCGAAGGUAUACUUUUAAGAGCCUUAUGAGGGAUCUGGUUCGGUGCCUUAGGUAGUGGUAUGUAAUUGUUAUCAUUGACAGGUUAUUUUAUCCAGAGAUUUUUAAAGAGAUUUUUUUUUUUUUUAAUCAUGUUGAUGAAAAAAACAAAGAAAUGGCCAUUUUGAAUAUUCCAGGUUGACUCAGUGUGUUUACGUGCUUACCUGAGGAAGAUUUCAUUAAAGGCAGACAAUCAACUCUACAAA